AAGUGCGCCCUGUGGUAUCCGCCCAUAUUCGCGUAAAGGAGGCCAAACGGAGUAGCUAGGCCCGGACGCAGGAUCAGAUGGAAAGUUCAAUCGAUUAAUUUGCCCACUUUUUUUUUUCGUGCAUGUCCCCCGCUUUGCUUUCUGAGACGACGUUAGACCGACUUAAAUGCGGGCGUUUUGGCGUGAAAUAGGAAAUGCAGAGAUCGUGUGAAACGGGAGGAUUAUCAGCUUGACUUAUUCGGUCGCUACUUCGGACGCGGAACUCCACUCGCUAAAAGGUGAAUCAUGACAGAAUAUAAGCUGGUUGUGGUAGGAGCUGGUGGUGUUGGCAAGAGUGCACUUACUAUUCAGCUCAUCCAGAAUCACUUUGUGGAUGAAUAUGACCCCACGAUUGAGGACUCCUACAGGAAGCAGGUAGUUAUUGACGGAGAGACGUGUCUGUUGGACAUCCUAGACACUGCAGGUCAAGAGGAGUACAGCGCCAUGAGGGAUCAGUACAUGAGGACAGGGGAGGGCUUUCUAUGUGUCUUUGCCAUCAACAACACCAAGUCCUUCGAGGACAUUCACCACUAUAGAGAACAGAUUAAGCGGGUGAAGGACUCUGAGGACGUCCCCAUGGUGUUGGUGGGGAACAAGUGUGACCUCCCGUCCCGGACAGUGGACACCAAGCAGGCUCAGGACUUAGCACGCAGCUACGGCAUUCCCUUUAUUGAGACCUCAGCCAAAACCAGACAGAGAGUGGAAGAUGCCUUUUACACUCUGGUACGGGAGAUCAGGCUGUACCGGCUCAAUAAGCUCAGCAAGGAAGAAAAGACUCUGCGCUGUGUGAAGCUUAAAAAGUGUGUUGUGAUGUGAAAUGGGGCGUCGACGAUGCCUUUUACACGUUAGUGCGAGAAAUCCGCAAGCAUAAGGAGAAGAUGAGCAAGGAGGGCAAAAAGAAGAAAAACAAGUCCAAGACAAAGUGUACACUUAUGUGAAUAAUCACCCCUUUUCAAGACAGACUAAAAAAAAAAAAAAAUGUUGAACAGUUCAAGUAAUACAUUUUGUACAUUACACUAAAUUAUUAGCCUCUUUCUGAAUACCCACCAUACUGAAUACUAAACCCGACCUGAAUUUUCUGCCUUUCUGUUCUUUGCUACUUGGACACCGAUAAGCUUUGUUUUCAGUUUAGUGCCAGUUGCCGACAUGUCCAGGAUAAUGGUGAUUUGGAUAAUUUCACAUAGCUGCGUAGCUUGCGAGCUAAUUGUAGACACAGAUUACGUUUGAGUAAAAAAAAUUUUUUUCUCCUUUGCUUGAAAAGUCACGGCUUGCAAAUUUUCUGUAGUGUCCUUUUUUUUUCUUUUUUUUUUUUCUUCUUUUGUAAUUAUGGGAUGCCAAAGAAUGAAUUUUCAUCCCACUCGCAUAGUUAAAACAGAUAUGAGGAAAGGACCAACAUUCAGCCAGAUGAGAUCCAAAUAAUGUCCCAGCCACUGUGUAAUGUUCCCCAUCUCUAAUGACCUCUUGGUAUGACUUGGUUAUGUCACUGAAAAGUAUGCAUGCAAACUCCUACUCUUCUCCGAACUUUUUAACACCCUUAAUUAGCUAUUAAUUAAUUUGUCAAUGCUUUGUGAUGUGUGGGGAGUGAUUUCCUGCCUACAUGAGAUGUUUCUUUUUUGCAUGCGGUGUGUCCUAGGUGACAUUACAAACUGCCUCCGGUUGAUACAUUUAGCAGAGACGACAACGAGGACGUCUUUGACUGAAGUGGACAUCAUAAAGUCUGCUGUUUCAGGUUCAUAAUUAGUUGUCAAUAUUUUUUUGAAAAAGAAUUUUGCCAUUUAAUUAAAUAUCCCUAAUGGUUUUAUUUUUAUUUUUUUGCCCAUUUUGUAAUAAUAAAAUGGGGACUAGCAGCCAGAUUUUGUGUUGGUCGUUUUCAUGUUGCAGGGAUUCAUGCCUUAUUUGAGUCUUGCUUUCCUUUCGGCUCGAUUGUAGGAUCGUUUUGAUUCAUCCUUAUGAUAGUCAUUUCAUUGCUACUUGUUACACCUCCUAAACGAGGUUCAUAUUUCAACAGAAUAUUUGUCAAGUCGAGGCUAAAUCUGAGGAUUCACGCGUCUAGUAGCCGGCCAUAGAGGUGUCAUUCUUGCACAUUUUCCUAAGCUGUCAACUUCGUUUGCUAGCAACUGUCCAGGAAGCAGAAUGCGUAUUUGGUGUAGUCACCGAGGUUGUUCAAAAUGUUGUCCGAAUGGCUGUUCAGACUCUUUCUCACACAUUUGAAAGAGUUUUUUUGGAUUCAUUUGCUUAAGUGUUGAAAUUGCUCGGUGGCCUGCCUUUCAACAGAAAUGAUUGUCCGGCUAAAUAAUUUGUCAUUUUCUCUCACAAAACUUGCGUUUCAUGGUGAUGGAACUGGAACGGGUUUUUAAAUGAGACAGCAAUUGCCAUAAAAUUGGUUUUUAGAGAAAACUGACAGAAUUUAUUUAAAGAAAAGUCCUAGUUUCUUUCUUGGGUCAACCCAUAUUUCACCCUUGUAUUUACAAUCUGUUUGCCUAGGGUUUUUUUAAAUUUUUUUUUUAUUUGCCUCUUAUCUUUGCAUUAGGUGCUACUUUUAGACGGUAGAAAGAGCUGAGACCACAUUUACUUUGUCCUGUGUGUAUACGAGAGAUGCACAGAAGGCUGUUUUUAAGGGGAGUAACGUUCUUCACAGAAAAUCCAGAAAUUAUGUUUUCUUUUCAGGAUUAAUGGAUUUUGACCCAGUUUUAUUAUUACCUCUUUUAUUCAUGAAGUAGAAUAAUAAUGUUAAUGCAAUUUUAAUUAUGGAACCCUCCUGUUAACAAUACUGUUUCAAAAGUAGUUUUACUGUAAUGUUUGAAAUGUUCCUCUUCCUUUAUUGUGUGCCAACAGCUGAUUUCUGAAAUGUAUCAUUUAUACCUGGAUCGUAUUUUAACAACCUUUGUAUAGUUGUGAUACUGAAAGGUGCAUAUUUUGUAAAUUGUGCUUCAUUUCGUUGGUGUGUCUAAAUGAAUGUUGCUUUAAUGGAGUUUCACUCCGCUCUGUGUAUGUGACUAGAGUGUGUGGUUGGGUCCAGGUCUAGGGAAGUGAAUGAAUGACCACUUUACAACAUACCUGUUGUGGGCAGUGUAGAGUGGUGAUCUGAUCUCAAAUGAGUCUAUUUUUUGCCAUGAAUCUCACCACUCCUAUUUAAUGUGUAAUAAAGAACAAAGAAAAGAGGAACCAA
Messenger RNA from Mugil cephalus (flathead mullet), 3208 nucleotides. RefSeq names its product v-Ki-ras2 Kirsten rat sarcoma viral oncogene homolog (gene kras). Gene Ontology annotation, biological process: Ras protein signal transduction. Gene Ontology annotation, molecular function: GTP binding; GTPase activity; GDP binding. Lineage: Eukaryota; Metazoa; Chordata; Actinopteri; Mugiliformes; Mugilidae. Bases 286 to 855 code for a protein of 189 amino acids. The transcript has 6 exons. The record is from RefSeq and is a predicted model, not a curated record. Gene Ontology annotation, cellular component: plasma membrane.